Messenger RNA from Spea bombifrons (plains spadefoot toad), 4059 nucleotides. RefSeq names its product RHO family interacting cell polarization regulator 1 (gene RIPOR1). NCBI's taxonomy places the organism in Eukaryota, Metazoa, Chordata, Amphibia, Anura, Pelobatidae. Bases 384 to 3539 code for a protein of 1051 amino acids. The transcript is spliced from 22 exons. The record is from RefSeq and is a predicted model, not a curated record.
UAGAAUGAGCAGGCAUUCUAGAUUUCUUGAAGCAGUGUCUCAUUCAAAAGGAUUGUCCUGCAUCUUGGACAAUCAUUUUCUUUGACUUAAACAGUCCCAGAAUGAAAAUGAAAACAUAAAAACUAACACUGGCAGUUACAGAGGAGUGUCGGGAUCUGUGUGAUCUGCCAGUCGUAUACUAGCAGCACGUCCAAUGAAGACCCGUGCUGUAGACAUGUGUUUGUGCUUGGAUGUGUGAGGAAGCAGAUUUAGCAGGGUUGUGCCUAUAGGAGUUCUGCUUCCUGCUGGUUCGACGGUUCUCGGAGACACAAGAGAGAAAUGUAGAAGAUGCAAGCUGCGCCAAAUGGAUCUCUGCCAAGGCUCAUUCUACAGUAUCACUCUCCAUGUGGCCUCAAAGAAACAGCAACUCUUGCAUGAUCUCUAGGAGUCAGUCAUUCACUGGUGUCAGCUCAAAAACCGACAGAACAAGACAUUUAGCAGCCUUCCACACCCCAACGGUUUCUCGAAAGGCUGGUUCUAGAGUACGCAGGAUGUUUUCAGUGUCACACAAGUCACCUCUUCCGAAGGUGCCUCAGCCUGAGAGAGUGGAUGAAGUGUAUGAUGCCCUAAAAAAGGGCCUGGGAGCCUACCUAGAAGUUCACCAGAUGGAAUUGGAUAAACUGACAGGUCAAAUCAGAGAUUCAAAGAGAAAUUCUAGACUGGGCUUUCUGUAUGAUCUGGAUAAGCAAGUGAAGUCCGUUGAGAGGUUUAUCUGCAGGCUAGAAUUUCACACAAGCAAGAUUGAUGAGUUGUAUGAAUCAUACUGUAUUCACCGCAGACUGAGGGAUGGAGCCCAUAACAUGGUAAAAGCUUACAGUGCCUCCCCUGGAAGCAAAGAAGCCCGGGAGUCACUUUCAGAGGCUGGAAAAGGCUACAAGGAAUACACAGAGAAAAUGUGCGUGUUGGAGAAUGACCUAGAAAGCCAGCUUGGAGAAUUUCACAUUAAGAUGAAAGGAUUGGCUGGAUUUGCAAGGCUGUGUGUGGGAGAUCAAUAUGAGAUAUUUAUGAAGUAUGGUCGACAACGCUGGAGGUUGAAGGGACGUAUUGAAGUGAAUGGAAAGCAGGUGUGGGACAGUGAGGAAAUGGUGCUUCUUCCACUCAUCACAGAAUUUCUUUCCAUAAAGGUUUCAGAAGUGAAGAGCCUUGCAAAUCACGUGUUGGUGGGCAGUGUGUCAUGUGAGACUAAGGAUUUAUUUGCUGCUCUCCCUCAAGUGGUAGCAGUGGACAUAAAUGACCUAGGCACAAUCAAGCUCAGUCUGGAAGUCAACUGGAAUCCAUUUGACAAAGAUGAUCAAACAUCUGCUUCCAGCACUGUGAAUAAAUCAACUGUAAACAAGCGGUUAUCCACAUAUAAUCCUAGCCCACCUGACACACCCUCAUUGCGAGAACAAGCUUUCUACAAUAUGAUACGCCGACAGGAUGAGCAUGAAAAUGGUGCUGCAUGGUCCAUCUCAUCAGAAUCGUCUGAUGAUUCUUCUAGUCCCCAGCUAUCUAGCAGUGCCCGCCGUGCCCCAAAAGAAAUUGUUCAACCAGAAGUUCAGGAUUCUCCUCCAGAUAUAGAAAUAGCUUUUUUGCAGCGGGGUGAUCCUUGGAAUAGGACCGGUUGUGCUGCCACACAAGAUGAAGAUGAUUAUGACCAAAAUGUAGCAAAAGAAACAGUUGAGGUGAAGAAAGGAAAUGUGGCCGAUGGCUAUAUGCCAUAUUCCAGGACAUUAAGCCAUAUUAGUGAAGUUAGCUUUGAUGCUGGAGACUCCCACACAUUGGAUGGUCCUGUUAUCACUCGGCCUGACGACACUGUUAAAAUCUCACUAAGCAAUGAAGACGCCGCUGUUAUGCCCAUCACUGGACAACCUCAGUUUGCUCAGGAAUUUAAUUUUACCACACUAAGUACUGAGAUGGAAGCUAAUCUAGUCCAGGAUAGUAUUCAAAUAUUCCUGCCUAUGACUACUGAGAGAUUAAAACUGGAAUCGUCCUCAAGUAGUGAGGCUGUUACUUUGGUUGAUGCAUUCAGUAAAGAUUUAAGGGAUACGCACGUAAGAAGCAUGUCUGUAUCUCCGUUUCCAUGUUUGGAUACUGUUCUUGAAAAGCACGAGAGUUCCAUUACAGACAUAAUAAACGCUGAAGCAGUUAAGACAAAACCUGUUGACAUUGGUCUGAAUGAAGCCUUCAAUUCCUUGAAUGCCUCACUGGAUGACUACAGAGGACAGUUCCCUGAACUGCAAGCUCUUGAUCGUGGAGUCCAACAUUUGGAGAAGAUACUUAUGCUGAGGAAGGGGGUAUUGAGAAGCCGUGUACCAAGUCUUACAGUGGAAAAUGUGCUAGAGAGUUUUGAUUUCCUAAACACUGCAUCUGACAUAGAUGACUCUGAGUGCUCAGAAGAGGAAGGUGCUCGGAACGUGAGGAAUAUGAACAUUGGUCAGUUAGCUGAGGUAACAGACUCAGAAUGUGAAGGUUCAACGCAAGAUAAUACAAUUUGCAGUGAUGUUGAGAGCAACCUGGAAUCUCUGAGCACCGGAAAUGAACAUCUAGAUGAGGCAUUAGUCAUGCAUCUCAAUAACUGUAGUAGGCUGCUACUGAAUUUAGGCAAAUAUGGACCCCUUCGAUGUCGUGAGAUGUAUGCCCUUGAUAAGCUGAUGAGAGAGGCCCAGAAUCUAGAAGUUAUCAGCAGACUGUCAGCGGAAAAAUCAAAAGUUGUGAUUACAGCAGAGGACGUGGUGCAAUUUUCUGUUGAUAAGGAAGGGGUCAUGCCUUUCUGGAAUGAAUGUGUUCAGCCACCAGAUGUCUACAUAAGCCUAGUGGAGACAUUUGUACAUAUUUUGAGUUCACAUUAUGCAGAACAAAUCAACGCGCAACAGGAAGGACUUGCAGACGCAGUUUUCACUCGGUUGGUGGAAGAGAUUUUAGACCGGAAGCUGCCCAAGCAAUUCAGGACUACCUACAGAGAGAGACUGACAAUCUUUCAAUACUGGCAACACUUUGAAACUCUCAGUAUUUCUAGUCUUGAUGCUUACAUUCAGGAACUGGCAUAUGAAGAGCUCUUCAUCCAGAAUGUGAACUCAGAUGACCAAACUGUGGUUCUUAAAGCAUUGAAGAGAGUGUCUGAGAGUAUCAUUCAGAAAAAAGGGUUCAAAACUCUAAGUUUACUACUCACUAAUGGAAGUAUUAGAGUGAUUGCAGCAAUAACUUCUCUUCUUAGAGGCUUCUCGGAACACCAGAAAUUUAGAGAACGGGCCCUUGUGUGUUUCCUGGAGCAGCUCGAAGAUGAAGACACGAAAACAAGGAUUGCAGGCUGUGCUGCAUUGGGCUGUCUAAAGGCCAAAGAGAGCAUAGACCAACUAGUCUUUCUGUGCCAGACAGACAAGGAUGUAAAAGAUGCUGCCAUGCACAGUCUUAUGCUGUUAGGAGAAGAUGGUCAAAUUGCAUGCCGGCAUUUAGAAGAGAACAUGGAAAGCCUGCCUCGAAUGUUUGCACCUGGGGCCAUGGCACGCACAGCCUUUUGAAAAACCCAAAUACUACAUUUGUUUAAUGCCACAGAUAUUACCAGAACUUGUGUUUUAAUAUUUGUGAUAAAGAAUGCAUUUGACAUCUAUAGGAACGUGAUCUGUAUGCAUCAGUAUUAACAUAUUCCCUCACUACAUAGAGCUCUGAUGGCAGAUACUGCCUGACCUGAGGAGACCUUGUCAGUUUGGAUGACCUGUCUCUAAGAGAAAAUGUAACAUAGCUAAAGAGUACUUUGGCAACAGAAAGUGAAUAAAUCGAUAAGCAAAACAAAUGAAACCGUUAUUUGCACCAAGCUUUAGACAAGUGCAAUAUGCAAAAACCCUUCAUGCACCAAUAACCAUUUAUUGCAAGACCUUUAACAAUAUGCAGGACACUGAAAGUAUCUGCCUCAAUUGUAUUUUGUUAAAACUAUUACUUCAUUUAACACAGCCCAGUACACUUUUAUAAGAAAUCCUACCGGGUACACAUGUUAUUGCAAUAUGUAUUUUGUCAUUUUAAUAAAUUACUUUUUAAAUGUCA